UACACAGAACAGGGGCGCGCCUCAUCCACAUCGCAUAUAUUGCGGACAAUAUCCUACUCUAUGCGCACCAUCGUGGCUGCUUUGCCCGACCAUGACGUUGUCUUGCCAUCGAAGCUUGAUAUCCAUCGUGAUCGUGUCCUGUCGCUGUCGUUGCCAGACAACCCUCUUGCUACAAUCACAGACGAGCUCUCCGAGUCCAUUCGUGCUCUUUGGGCCGAUUCGGAUCUUCGCACUUCUCCAUCCACUCACCCGUGGAUUUCCCUUCGGCUCCGCUGUCGCCGCAUCUAUUACCUUGACAGCCUCGACCGUAUAUUCUCACCAGACUACGUCCCAACUAACGAGGAUGUCAUGAUGUGCCUUCAUCGGACCUCGCAAGUCGAGGAACUGAUCCUCGAGAGUGGAGGUAGGACCUACCGUAUCAUUGAUCCAGGCGGCGCCGCGCGGACCGACGAGAGGAAGUGGAUACAUCAGUUCUCGCGUGUUACGGCGAUCGUGUUUAUGGUUUCCUUGAGCGACUAUGACUGCUAUAGGGAACAGGAGGAUGGCGACGCGGCAGUGUCAGUCCUCAUGGAGACAUUCAACACGUUCGAUUCUAUAGUGAACAUGGAAUAUUUCAAGCUCACUAACAUCAUCAUCUUCCUCACCGACCGUGACGUAUUCGCAGAGAAACUCCGCCACUCACCUUUCCAUGACCACAUCCCUGACUCCGUUAGACGGCCAAGUGAAGCGUACGACGUGGAAUCAGUCUGCGACUACAUCCUACACUCCUUGGUGUCCCGGAAUCAAUGGGCCUCAACCAGACAAAUAUACGCCCAUUAUCCCAGUACAGGCACUUCCGGAAUCGAUGGAGAUUCAGAUGCUCUGAGAUGUAGGUCAUUCUGUACGCCUCCGGCUUUCGUUAUCAGUCUGUGGUAUUGA
Stereum hirsutum FP-91666 SS1 is the source of this 918-nucleotide messenger RNA. Its product is annotated as G-alpha-domain-containing protein. The annotation marks the transcript as partial. Gene Ontology annotation, molecular function: G-protein beta/gamma-subunit complex binding; guanyl nucleotide binding; G protein-coupled receptor binding. Gene Ontology annotation, cellular component: heterotrimeric G-protein complex. The transcript is spliced from 4 exons. The record is from RefSeq and is a predicted model, not a curated record. Gene Ontology annotation, biological process: adenylate cyclase-modulating G protein-coupled receptor signaling pathway. Lineage: Eukaryota; Fungi; Basidiomycota; Agaricomycetes; Russulales; Stereaceae.